Messenger RNA from Drosophila sulfurigaster albostrigata, 1940 nucleotides. RefSeq names its product histidine--tRNA ligase (gene HisRS). Gene Ontology annotation, cellular component: mitochondrion; cytoplasm. Gene Ontology annotation, biological process: mitochondrial translation; histidyl-tRNA aminoacylation. NCBI's taxonomy places the organism in Eukaryota, Metazoa, Arthropoda, Insecta, Diptera, Drosophilidae. Gene Ontology annotation, molecular function: ATP binding; histidine-tRNA ligase activity. The record is from RefSeq and is a predicted model, not a curated record.
AGUGUGAGUGUUACUGUUUUAUUAUAAGUUAGUGCUGUGGCUAUUGGAAUAUGAGUGAUACGCGUGAACAGAUUUUGGAGCAAAUUAAAUUACAAGGCGAUCUCGUGCGUCAGCUGAAAGCAUCGAAGGAGUCUAAAGAGAAGAUCGAUGAGGAGGUCUCACGUCUGUUGGCCUUAAAGGCCAAACUUGGAGGCGAUGCGGCGCCAACGAACCAAAAGUUUACGCUCAAAACGCCCAAGGGAACCCGUGACUAUGCGCCACAGCAGAUGACGUUGCGUCAAGGUGUUCUCGACAAGAUCAUUCAAGUCUUCAAGCGUCACGGCGGCGAAGCCAUCGAUACGCCCGUCUUUGAACUCAAGGAGGUGCUAACCGGCAAAUAUGGCGAGGAUUCGAAACUGAUUUACGAUCUGAAAGAUCAGGGUGGCGAAAUCCUAUCGAUGCGUUACGAUCUUACCGUUCCCCUGGCUCGCUAUCUGGCCAUGAACAAGAUCUCCAGCAUUAAACGCUAUCACAUUGCCAAGGUCUAUCGCCGCGAUAAUCCAGCGAUGACGCGCGGCCGCUAUCGUGAGUUCUAUCAAUGUGAUUUCGAUAUUGCCGGCACCUAUGAUCCCAUGCUGGCGGAUGCCGAGUGCGUGAAGAUCGUGGCCGAAGUGCUCGACACGCUCGAUAUUGGUGACUAUGUGAUUAAGCUCAAUCAUCGCCAGCUUUUGGAUGGCAUGUUUGAGGCAUGCGGCGUGCCAGCAAAAGAUUUUCGCGCCAUCUGCUCAGCAGUCGACAAGUUGGAUAAGUCACCCUGGGAGGAGGUGCGCAAGGAGAUGGUGGACGAGAAGGGUCUGGAUGGCGCUGUGGCCGACAAGAUUGGCGAAUAUGUGCGUCUCAGCGGUGGCAAGGAGCUCGUCGAACAGCUGCUCGCCGAUGCCAAGCUCAAGGCGGUGCCGAAUGCUGUCAAAGGCCUCGAAGGCAUGCAGCUGCUGCUCAACUAUUGUGGACUGUUCAAUCUGGAGUCACGCGUCAGCUUUGAUUUGAGUUUGGCUCGCGGCCUCGACUACUACACGGGCGUCAUCUACGAGGGCGUACUUAAGGCUGAACCUGGAGCUGUUGGUUCGCCAGUGAAAGCAUCGCCAGUGCUGGAGAAUGGCAAACCAGUGGCGAGUGCUGCUGAUCAAGGCAGUGGGACCGUUGGAUCCGUUGCCGGUGGCGGACGUUAUGAUAAUUUGGUUGGCAUGUUCGAUCCGCGCGGCAAAGCGGUGCCCUGUGUGGGCGUCUCCAUUGGCGUGGAGCGCAUCUUUGCCGUCUUGGAGGCGAAAUUCGCCGCCAGCAAUGUCAAGCUGCGCACCAACGAUGUCGAGGUGUUUGUCGCCUCUGCCCACAAGGGACUACACGAGCAGCGGCUGCGUGUGCUCAAUCAGCUCUGGGAUGCUGGCAUCAAGGCGGAGCAUUCGUAUAAGCUGAAUCCCAAGCUGUUGGCGCAACUGCAGCACUGUGAGGAGCAUCAAAUACCGCUGGCGAUUGUCUUGGGCGAUGCCGAGCUGGCCCAAGGUGUGGUCAAGCUGCGUGAAGUGAGCACGCGGCAGGAGUCCACGGUUCCAUUGGCCGAGUUGGCCAACGAGAUUCGCAGUCGUCUCAAGGCAUAGACAGACACAAAUAUGUGAAGUCGCGCGCAUUCGUCUGGAUAUUAUGAAACUACAGAAUGAUGAAUUUGACGUGUCUAAUUUAAUAGUGUUUUUUUAUUUUGUAAUAAUUUUGUUCGAUUUGUAUUUUGCUAUCAUCGACACCAUGUGCUACUAUUAUUAUAUGAAAACUAGGAAUAAGUUAUAGACAACUUAUACCAAAACUGGAGACUAAAAAUAAACUGCAAACGCAAAACGCAUUUAAACGAAAAACAAACAAAAAUGUUGAGAAUUAUAAAAGAAGCGAAACACAUUGCGUUCUUAAGAUUA